This is a messenger RNA of Mycena indigotica, 2058 nucleotides long. RefSeq lists its product as uncharacterized. NCBI's taxonomy places the organism in Eukaryota, Fungi, Basidiomycota, Agaricomycetes, Agaricales, Mycenaceae. The transcript is spliced from 8 exons. The coding region runs from base 1 to 2058 and encodes 685 amino acids. The record is from RefSeq and is a predicted model, not a curated record.
AUGGACACUCCAGUUUCCCGAAAUCGACCGCCCACAAAACGAAGGCGUACAAGCACCGAGAAGAACGAUGUCACCAACUUUAAGCCAGUAUUCGUUAACUUGCCCUUUGAGCUCGUUGCCAUGAUCCUGGUGUUCACUCAGUCCACCAAAGAUGUCCUUGCUGUGGCGCGCACGUGCAAGUUCCUCUGCAACACACUAUUACGCCCAGAAAAUGUUUCUGUAUGGCGCAAAGCUCGAGAAACUAGUCACCCUGCCCCUCUCCCUGAUCCGAUGAGAGCUGGACUGUCCGAACCCGCUUUUGCAGCCAUGCUGUUUGAUAUGGGUCCCUGCGCUAACUGCGCUCGAGUUACACACAACAUGUUUUCAUCCUUCUCGCUUCGCAUCCGAUUCUGCAGCCGCCCUGAAUGCCUUCAGAAGUGGAGCUCGUCGAACGUUUCUCUCGUAGAGAAUGUGGCCACCCUUAACCAGCACCAACGACAUGCACUGGAAUGGCUUCCGCUUGCCGAGUCAACUGCAUGCUUUCAUUUUCCAUCUCGAAUCUGGGGUCUCAAUACUCAGGUUCAAGCGCAGCAACCAUGGCCUGCGGGAAACAAAGUUUAUCUUACAGCUCAUAUGACUGCUACCCUGUCCGAAUUUGCCCAUUAUACAGCAGACAAGGUCCGACAGCGCCACGCUCUGGAGAAGGGCCGUCACGAGGGGAGGAUGAAAUUCUUUGUCGAGGUGUAUCUCUGGAAAGGUCAAAGAAUGAAGCUGGCAAAAGAGGUCCAGAAAGCAAACGAAGCACUUGGACAGACACUCGCGACAGAAAACGGCUACGACUACAAUAAUCUUAUCCACGGUUCCAUAACCUAUAAUUCUUUCCGCUUACAUAAGACCAAUACACUGCAGAGGAUAGUUCGACAAGACUUCACCAAUAUGGCCGACAUUGUCGAAGCAGAACUGCUGGCUUACAAUGAUCGACAGGAACGCCGAGCAAAGGAAGCCGCAAUCAUCUCACAACGCGCACAGGUAGAGCAGCGCUACAGCAAACUCCUCACCGAAUCACGAUCUCAAGUACCCCCAACCCCAAUUCCGGCGUUACCGGAAUUCCGAACAAUGCCGAUCCUCCAACUUCUUCAUUCGGAUACAUCGUCCGCGGCCGCACGUAAAACUAGACCCUCACGCAAAACCUUAAUCGCGUCCCGCAAACUCAAAGACACAGAAAGCAUAGUUAGCAAAAUGCUCGAUUCGGAGUUGGACAGAUGGAGGGCUGCAGCAGAGCAGGAUCUUGGCGCGACUUUGGGUUUCCCCGUUGAGUGGAAGACCGCCAAAUCAAAUACAUUGCAUCCCGUCCAGCGUUUAACUGCCCGUUGGUCAUGCACGCGAUGCGGAAAGGUUGCUCGGCCAUAUACGUGGGAUGAAUGUAUGGAUUUUAUUGGUGUUUGCCGACAUGAAUGUCGUGGCUCGCGGGAGCCCAAGCGUCAACCGAGGAAAGAGUCCCUCUGGAAGGCCAGCAACUUUGUCAAGGACGACCAGGCUAUCAAUGCGAUAACAAAGGUCCUGAAACUCUGCGAUAUCGAUCCCGCGAAUAAGGACUCCUUGGGAAAGUGGGAUGCUAUUGGCGCACGGAUAGCUUGUCUCUCCUGUCCGACGGCCAUCGUAAUGCGACCCUCGAACUUAGUCGGACACUCGCAUAGACACCAGGUGAUGGAUUUAGAGGUCCUGGAAGCAAAGACGGCAGAUGCAAUACUUGUGAAACCUCUCGAACAAGGGCUUGCACGAUAUCUUCUCGGUGGGACAGAUGAUAACAAGGUUAAGAAAGCGAAAGCGACUUGGAUAUUUGGCUGUCGACAUUGCGAGCAGGAAAGGAGGCCAGUGUCGAGCGCUGGCUUGCAAUCUUCUACGGUAGAAUCAGAGGAAGACGCUGAGGUCAAUGAGGUCGAAGAGAUUGUUCGAGGCCCUAGAUUCACCAAGAAGCAUCCCAAGCGACUGGGUCUAAACGCUCUCUGGUGUCAUUUGAAGGAAAAACAUAAAGUGCAGUUUCCCAGCGAUGAGGACAUGUACCAUGUUGUAGACUAA